GAGACUACUGUUAACGAUUCCAUUGGUUUUUCUUUUAUGGCAACCCUCAAACGUUUCAUCAAACAGUUGUACGUACAGCAACAGUUCUCAAUUCCGAAAAUUAACAUUUUAUUCUGAACUGAUAAUGCGGGACGGCUUGUGGGAGCCAAAUCGCGGUGUUGUGAUAAGCCAAUAUGCUUAUUUUCACUCACAGCUUCCCGACGUUCGGCGCUAAACUGAGAUGAACAUGAUUAGGAAGGCUGACGGUUUAUAAUCAUCGGUUGUAGGCAAACACCGAAACAAAUAUGGCAAUGGGCAAACCUCAACGUGUUCGACAUUAAAUAGAUGCAAUCAGUUUUCGAUGGUCUGAAAUCGGAGAACGAUGCUGAGGAUUUUUGGUCUCGCGGUUGUCGGUUUGUGGAUUAAUUCUUGCGACUCGGAAGCUGUGCUGGUCAAUGUUGAAAAUGGACCUCUGAGAGGAGAACAACGUGACGGUUAUUAUUACGCCUUUGAGGGCAUUCCUUACGCGAGGGCGCCCUUGGGCGAUUUGAGAUUGGCCCCAUCGGUGUUGAAUGAUGAACGAUGGAAGGAACCGCGAGAUGCGUUGAAGCCAGGAUCCUGGUGCAUCCAGUGGAACCAUUUCCUGGAGGAUGACUUCAAGGUGGUGGGCGAGGAGGAUUGUCUGUUUUUGAAUGUCUACACGCCCAACUUGAGUCCGAAUGUGUCGAUGCCGACAUUUUUCUACAUUCACGGUGGGGCUUUCAUGUUCGGAUCAGGAGAUUACUAUAGACCGGAUCAUUUGAUGAAACAACCGGUGAUUGUAGUGACCAUCAACUAUCGGUUGGGUCCGAUGGGAUUCAUGAGCACGGAAGAUGACGUGAUCCCGGGAAACUUCGGUCUCAAAGAUCAGGUGACGGCACUCGAAUGGGUUCGACGUAAUAUCGCCAGCUUUGGAGGCCAUCCAGAACAAAUAACUUUGGUGGGAUUUUCGGCCGGAUCGGCCAGCGUCGAAAUGCACUACCUAUCACCGAUGUCUCGGGAUCUGUUCAAAAACGCUAUCGGCCACAGCGGAUCAGCCCUAAAUCCCUGGGUGUUGGUGGAAAAUUCGACCGCAAAAGCCAAAAAAGUUGCCUCCAGCGUUGGUUGUCAAACGAGUGCCAGCAAAGAAAUGCUAGCAUGUCUGAGAGCUGCACCAGCCCAAGACAUUGUUGGGACAGUCAAACAGUUUUUUGGAUUCAUGUUCAAUCCCUUUUCUCCUUUUGGAGCAGUUGUGGAAGUACAGUCAGAUAACAAUCCGAAACCGUUUUUGAUUGACCAUCCCUACAAUUUGAUGCGAGCCGGUAAGGUCAAGAAGGCUCCGUUGAUUUUGUCUGCUACCGAUGCCGAGGGUCUCUAUCCAGCAGGGGCUUUCAUAAGAAAAAAGGAAUACCUGGAGGACAUCGACAAGAAUUGGAACGCACUGCUCCCUGCGAUCUUGGACUAUCAAACAUCACUGGAUGCCGACGUCAAAGGUAGAAAUCAGAUAAGCGAAACGAUUCGGAAGCGCUACCUGAAAGAUCAACCGCUGACUGAAGAUAAUUUUCGCGAUUUUGUUAAGAUUAUCUCAAAUCGGCUGUACUUUGCCGGUAUCACGACGUCAGCCAAACUGCUCAAGAACCACAUCCCCGUAUACUUCUACUACGACGUCUACAAAACCCAAUACGGGCUCGGUGAACACAUGAGCUACACUAGCACCGACUACGGGGUCGCUCACGGUGAGGACAUUUUGCUGAUCUUUAAGACCGACAUGCGGGAUGGCAAUCACCCUUACAGCGAAGAAGAACGACUGAUGUCCGAUCGAUUCGUGCAACUUUAUGAGGGAUUUUCUCGAGACCGGCCGCCUCACUUUGGACCGCACGCUUUGCCUCGAAUGGAACCUACCGAUGACCGGCUGAGAUUUCUCGAACUGAGCUAUCCCGAGAGUUGGGUGCGCCUCCGCGCCCAGUUGAGUGACGAAGAUUUUUGGAAUCGAAUUGACUUCCACGAUGGCAUGCCGGUUCAGGAGUCACGCAAUAAAACGGAACUGUAAACUUGAAUUGUUUGCCGAUAUAGAUUUGCAUGUUGGUCUAUAAAGCCUAGUCCACACUCGGCAACUUUACUGCGAUUUCGGUUGCUGGGACUUUGUUUAUGUUUUCAUUUUUAACUAUAGACGAAGAGAUGCAUGUCUGAAGUCUCCCGACAAGUGGACUAGGCUUAACAGUUGAUUAAAAUAGUAUGCAGCUCUUCACAGUUGUGUAAAAAAUGCGAAAUACAUAGGUCAUUAAGACACACAAUUUAUAUACAAAUUUUCCAACUUAUAGGAAGAAAAUUGUCCUCAAAUAUGCUCUUAUAUUAUCUUAUAAGCACUUCAGUGUAGGUACUUCGAUUUCGUUGAAUUUGGGCGGAAAUCUUCGGUGGCAUUUGAUUUAAAUUUUAUUUAUUAAC
Molecule: messenger RNA, 2442 nt
Organism: Uranotaenia lowii
Lineage: Eukaryota; Metazoa; Arthropoda; Insecta; Diptera; Culicidae
Product: venom carboxylesterase-6-like
Exons: 2
Coding region: 362-2047 (561 amino acids)
Source: RefSeq, a predicted model, not a curated record